Peronospora farinosa is the source of this 522-nucleotide messenger RNA. The record is from the annotation of a GenBank genome assembly. Lineage: Eukaryota; Oomycota; Peronosporomycetes; Peronosporales; Peronosporaceae.
AUGGAGCAACGUAAAUGGCACAUGCAACUUAAUGACGGUCGCGAGAGCGACAUGCCGCACAAACUCGAGCCUGUGGGAUACAUCAAAGGCGUCUCUUUCAACAAGGAUUCCACUGGAACCGUCAUUAAAGCCACGACCAACACGUCCGAGCUGAAAAAAAAGCGGGCCAUGGAAAUUGGCAUGGGUCCUUUUAAGAGUUUACUUCAGACGGGGUUUAUGAUGUGGAUGAGUGGCAACUCUAUUAAUAUCUUUAGUAUUAUGAUCACGGCCAUGAUUGUCAUGAAUACGACCAAGUCUCUCUUUAAUAUGAAGAACGCUUUUGCCUCAGUGAAUGACGGGAUUAUUGAUCUGACGCAGCCUAAAGCUAUUUAUAUGGCUGGGAGUUUGGUGGGUGCUGCUAUGGGUGUGUACAAGUGUUCCAACCUGGGGUUAUUGCCCACAACGAGUGCUGAUUGGACGUGGCUGCUGCCUAUUAAGCAAGCAGUCGAGACAUCGUCGUUUGCCUACAGUCUCAGUCAGUAA